AUGUUACUUACUACAAUUUCAGUGGUCUUGGGAGACUAUUCUGAUGGGGCUUUGCUUCUUGAGCAUUCUCUUAACCACAAGACACAUUCUGCAUCACCUUUAGCAUCAGUUGCUAUCUCAACUCUGCUUGUGUACCUCAUCAGAUCCAAGACUCACGCCAUCUCUUCUAUUGGACAUUUACCAAAGGGUUUGAAUCCACCUUCAUCAAACAUGUUGUACUUCAGUAGUACUCAUCUUGCUCUUGCCAUCAAGACCGGGUCUUUCUCUCGGUCUGCCGUAAGCUACAAUACUGGAGCAAAAACCGCGGUUUUUAACAUUGUGAUGGCCUCGGCUGUUCUUGUGACCCUUUUGUUCCUGAUGCCACUCUUCUACUACACUCCUAAUUUGAUCCUAGCCGCCAUCAUUUUAACCGCCGUGAUAGGUGGGAGUUUCGGUCCUCAAGAUCUUGUUGCAUGUAACCAGGCCAAACACUUUAGAAUUUGGAUCAGAUAUAUCAGAGCCUUGAAAGAUAUAGAGGAGCCUCAAGAAUCCCUGGUUUCCUAA
Thlaspi arvense is the source of this 543-nucleotide messenger RNA. The record is from the annotation of a GenBank genome assembly. Lineage: Eukaryota; Viridiplantae; Streptophyta; Magnoliopsida; Brassicales; Brassicaceae.